Molecule: messenger RNA, 1617 nt
Organism: Hibiscus syriacus
Lineage: Eukaryota; Viridiplantae; Streptophyta; Magnoliopsida; Malvales; Malvaceae
Product: basic leucine zipper and W2 domain-containing protein 1-like
Exons: 8
Coding region: 147-1382 (411 amino acids)
Cellular component (GO): cytoplasm; membrane
Molecular function (GO): protein binding
Source: RefSeq, a predicted model, not a curated record
AUUAUAUAUAAUUAUAAAAAUCUUUGUCGAGUAACAUCCUCGCCCUCUCUCGUCUUUUGGCUGGAUCGGUAUCUGUUUCAUUUUCCUCUCAAAAUCUCCCAAAAAAGAGACUUUCGUCUCCUCCGAUCCUUUCCUCGUCUUGGUUUAUGAGCUCGAAGGAGAAACCCACUCUUGGUGGAACGCGGAUUAAGACCCGCAAACGGAAUAUUGCUGCGCCCCUGGACCCUGCAGCUUUUGCUGAUGCAGUGGUCCAGAUCUAUUUGGAUAAUGCUGGUGAUCUGGAACUUGUUGCCAAGAACGUUGAGUCUUCAGAUCUUAACUUCUCGAGAUACGGUGACACCUUCUUUGAGGUUGUUUUCACUGGAGGACGCACACAACCAGGCACAAUUAAACCUGAUGAGGGGGAGCGACACCCAUACUCUAUCAUAGAGUGUGAGGCUAAUCGCGAAGCCAUUUUGCCAUCUGUGAUCUAUGUACAGAAAAUCUUACGGCGAAAACCUUUUUUGAUAAAGAAUCUCGAAAAUGUUAUGCGAAGAUUCUUGCAAUCAUUGGAGCUUUUUGAGGAAAAUGAAAGGAAGAAGCUCGCAAUUUUCACUGCACUUGCUUUCUCCCAGAAAUUGUCAGGGUUGCCACCCGAGGCUGUCUUCCACCCCCUACUCAAGGACAAUCUUGUGGGCAAAGGACUAGUUCUUCCAUUCAUAACAGAUUUCUUCAAGGAGUAUCUGGUGGAUAAUAGCCUGGAGGAUUUAAUUUCAAUUCUGAAGCGAGGGAAAAUGGAGGAUAAUCUCAUGGACUUCUUCCCUUCUGCAAAGCGAUCUGCUGAAGGUUUUUCUGAGCAUUUUACCAAGGAAGGGUUGGUGCCUUUGGUUGAAUACAAUGAGAAAAAAAUAUUUGAGGCAAAACUGAAGGAUAUGAAGUCUGCUUUGACGACCCUGAUAGCUGAGGAUUCUGACAUAUCUGAAGUCAUUGAAAUUGUUAAGCAACGUGUCAAAGAUGCUAAUCUACCUGAUAUUGAGGUUGUACGAAUUCUGUGGGAUGUAUUAAUGGAUGCUGUUCAGUGGUCUGGAAAAAACCAACAGCAGAAUGCCAAUUCGGCAUUGCGACAGGUCAAAACAUGGGCAAAGCUGUUAAAUUCCUUCUGCACCAGUGGCAAACUUGAGCUGGAACUUAUCUAUAAAGUUCAGAUGCAAUGCUACGAGGAUGCAAAAUUGAUGAAACUAUUCCAUGAGAUUGUUAAGUCUCUCUAUGACCAGGAUGUCCUUGCUGAAGACACCAUUCUUCAUUGGUUCCGCAAAGGAACUAACCCAAAGGGCAGGCAAACCCUUGUGAAGUCUCUGGAGCCCUUUAUAAAGUGGCUGGAGGAAGCAGAGGAAGAGGAAUAAGCGCGCCAACAAUAAUGACACGAUCUCUUUCGGAAUAGAUUGUGAUCAUCAGCCUUGUACUUGCUGUUUUUAUUAACUAUAUCUAUUCAUGAGACAAUGAACUGAUUAUCGGGAGAUCCUUUGACAUUUGCUGUGUCUGUGAAAACAUGUUAUGCCUAAGAUCUAUUGACUAUUACUUGUAAUAAACAAUAUUAUUGCUCUGUAUUGACUAUAUUUAUGGUGGCUACUUCUUGUG